CAUUUCUCACCAUGUCUUCUCACAGGACUUUUAGAAUCAAGCGAUUUAUGGCCAAGAAACAAAAGCAGAAUCAUCCCAUUCCCCAGUGGAUUAGUAUAAAAACUGGUAGUAAAAUCAGUUACUCAAAGAAGAGACAUUGAAGAAGAAUCCAGCUGGGUCUAUAAGAAAUUGCACAUGACAUGGCACACAUAUUUAUGCUGUAUCAAGGUCAUUACCAUCUUACCAUAUCAAGCUGAAAAUAUUACCACUGUC
This is a messenger RNA of Nycticebus coucang (slow loris), 252 nucleotides long. RefSeq names its product 60S ribosomal protein L39-like. NCBI's taxonomy places the organism in Eukaryota, Metazoa, Chordata, Mammalia, Primates, Lorisidae. The record is from RefSeq and is a predicted model, not a curated record. The coding region runs from base 12 to 140 and encodes 42 amino acids. Gene Ontology annotation, cellular component: ribosome; cytosolic large ribosomal subunit. The transcript has a single exon. Gene Ontology annotation, biological process: translation. Gene Ontology annotation, molecular function: structural constituent of ribosome.